Molecule: messenger RNA, 4086 nt
Organism: Jaculus jaculus (lesser Egyptian jerboa)
Lineage: Eukaryota; Metazoa; Chordata; Mammalia; Rodentia; Dipodidae
Gene: Itga3
Product: integrin subunit alpha 3
Exons: 25
Coding region: 1-3201 (1066 amino acids)
Biological process (GO): cell adhesion mediated by integrin; cell-cell adhesion; cell-matrix adhesion
Cellular component (GO): external side of plasma membrane; integrin complex
Molecular function (GO): integrin binding
Source: RefSeq, a predicted model, not a curated record
AUGGGCCCCGGCCCGCAGCGAGCGCCCCGUGCCCCGCGCGCGAUGCUCUACGCGCUCGCCUUGAUGGUGGCGGCCGGCGGACGCAUCGUCUUCACCUUCAACCUGGACACCCGAUUCCUGGUGGUGAAGGAGGCCGGGAACCCGGGCAGCCUCUUCGGCUACUCGGUCGCCCUCCAUCGGCAGACGGAGCGGCAGCAGCGCUACCUGCUUCUGGCUGGUGCCCCCCGGGAUGUCGCUGUGCCUGAUGGCUACACCAACCGGACUGGGGCUGUGUACCUGUGCCCCCUCACGGCCCAAAAAGACGAUUGUGAAAGGAUGGACAUCUCGGAGAAAAGUGACCCUGAUCAUCACAUUAUUGAGGACAUGUGGCUUGGAGUGACGGUGGCCAGCCAGGGCCCUGCAGGCAGAGUCCUGGUCUGUGCCCACCGCUACACCCAGGUGCUGUGGUCAGGGCUGGAGGACCAGCGGCGCAUGGUGGGCAAGUGCUACGUGCGGGGCAACGACCUGGAGCUGGACCCCAGUGACGACUGGCAGACCUAUCACAAUGAGAUGUGCAACAGUAACACCGACUACCUGGAGACUGGCAUGUGCCAGCUGGGCACAAGUGGCGGUUUCACCCAGAACACUGUGUACUUCGGUGCCCCUGGUGCCUACAAUUGGAAAGGAAACAGCUACAUGAUUCAGCGGAAGGACUGGGAUUUAUCGGAAUAUAGCUACAAGGACCCAGAGGACAAAGGAAACCUCUAUAUUGGGUACUCGAUGCAGGUAGGGAGUGCCAUCCUGCACCCUACGGACAUCACUAUUGUGACGGGUGCCCCACGCCAUCAACAUAUGGGUGCCGUCUUCUUGCUGAGCCAGGAGGCAGGUGGAGAUCUGCGGAGGAGGCAGGUGCUGGAGGGCACGCAGGUGGGCGCUUAUUUUGGCAGCGCCAUUGCCCUGGCAGACCUAAACAAUGAUGGGUGGAAGGACCUCCUGGUGGGUGCACCCUACUUCUUUGAGCGGAAAGCAGAGGUAGGAGGUGCUGUCUAUGUCUUCAUGAACCAGGCGGGCACCUCCUUCCCUGACCACCCCUCCCUCCUGCUUCAUGGCCCCAGUGGCUCCGCCUUCGGCUUCUCUGUGGCCAGUAUUGGUGACGUCAACCAGGAUGGAUUCCAGGACAUUGCUGUUGGAGCUCCAUUCGAGGGCCUGGGCAAGGUGUACAUCUACCACAGCAGUUCUGGAGGUCUCCUUAGGCAGCCUCAGCAGAUAAUCCAUGGAGAGAAACUAGGACUGCCUGGCUUGGCUACCUUUGGCUACUCUCUGAGUGGGCAGAUGGACGUGGAUGACAACUUCUACCCGGACCUGCUAGUAGGGAGCCUGUCAGACCACAUUGUGCUGCUACGGGCCAGGCCAGUCAUCAACAUCCUCCACAGGACCUUAGUGGCCAGGCCAGCUGUGCUAGACCCCACACAUUGCACAGCCACUUCCUGUGUGCAGGUGGAGCUGUGCUUUGCCUACAACCAGAGUGCUGGGAACCCCAACUACAGGCGAAACAUCACCCUUGCUUACACUCUGGAGGCUGAUAGGGACCGCCGUCCUCCCCGGCUUCGCUUUGCCCGCAGCCAGUCAGCCGUCUUCCAUGGCUUGUUCUCCAUGCCCGAGACGCGCUGCCAGACACUGGAACUGCUCCUGAUGGACAACGUGCGCGACAAACUUCGUCCCAUCGUGAUCUCCAUGAACUAUUCGUUGCCUCUACGGAUGCCCGAGCGCCCCAGGUUGGGGCUGCGGUCUCUGGACGCCUACCCGGUGCUCAACCAGGCGCAGGCCCUGGAGAACCACACCGAGGUCCAUUUCCAGAAGGAGUGCGGACCCGACAACCAGUGCGACAGCAACUUGCAGAUGCGCGCCGCCUUCGUGUCCGAGCUGCUGCAGCCGCUGAGCAGGCUCCAGUACAGCAGAGACACCAAGAAACUGCUUCUGAGUAUUAACGUGACCAAUACCCCGAGUCCAGAACGGGCUGGGGAAGAUGCGCACGAGGCGCUGCUCACCCUGGAGGUGCCUCCCGCCCUGCUGCUGUCUUCAGUGCGCCCCUCUGGGACCUGCCAAGCCAACGAGACCAUCUUGUGCGAGCUGGGGAACCCCUUCAAACGGAACCAGAGGAUGGAGCUGCUCAUCACCUUUGAGGUCAUCGGAGUGACUUUGCACACAAGGGACCUUCAGGCGCAGCUACAGCUCUCCACGUCAAGUCAUCAGGACAACCUGCGGCCCAUGACCCUGACUCUGCAGGUUGAUUACACGCUCCAGGCCUCACUCAGCAUGGUGAAUCAUAGGCUACAGAGCUUCUUUGGUGGGACUGUGAUGGGUGAGGCUGGCAUGAAAACCGUGGAAGAUGUAGGAAGUCCUCUCAAAUAUGAAUUUCAGGUGAGCCCAGUAGGGGAAGGGCUGGCCUCCCUGGGUACCCUGGUCCUAGGUCUGGAGUGGCCCUAUGAAGUAGCCAAUGGCAAGUGGCUGCUAUACCCCACGGAGAUCACCAUCCACAGCAAUGGGUCCUGGCCCUGCCAGCCUCCUGGAGACCUGAUCAACCCUCUCAACCUUACCCUGUCGGAACCUGGAGAUAAGCCAGCGUCUCCACAGCGCAGGCGUCGACAGCUGGACCCGGGGGGCGGCCAGGGCCCCCCGCCCGUCACACUAGCUGCUGCCAAAAAAGCCAAGUCUGAGACUGUGCUGACCUGUGCCACUGGCCGUGCCCGCUGUGUGUGGCUGGAGUGCCCCAUUCCCGACACCCCCACCAUCACCAACGUGACCGUGAAGGCACGGGUGUGGAACAGUACCUUCAUUGAGGAUUACAAAGACUUUGAUCGAGUCAGGGUAGAUGGCUGGGCCACUUUGUUCCUCCAGACCAGCAUUCCUACCAUCAACAUGGAGAACAAGACCACGUGGUUCUCCGUAGAUAUCGACUCUGACUUGGUGGAGGAACUGCCGGCAGAGAUUGAGCUGUGGCUGGUCCUUGUGUCCGUGGGUGCAGGGCUGCUGUUGCUGGGGCUUAUUAUCCUCCUGCUGUGGAAGUGUGACUUCUUUAAGCGGACUCGCUACUACCGGAUCAUGCCCAAGUACCAUGCAGUGCGCAUCCCAGAGGAGGAGCGCUACCCACCUCCAGGGAGCGCCCUGCCCACCAAGAAGCACUGGGUGACCAGCUGGCAGACUUGGGAUCGAUACUACUGAUGUCCUUCCUGACACCCCACCCAACUUCCCCUUCCUUCCUAUUUAUCAUAAGUUAUGCCUCCAGCAGUCUCCAGGGACCAUGCCUUUAGCUGGCACCAGCAGGCUCAGGUGGACACCCCUCUUCCACGUAGGCAUGUAUUGUGGGGCCAGAGGCGGGCACCUCCUUCAGGACCUUGUGGUGCCGAGGCCCUGCCCUCUGGACAUGUAGGGCCCACUGCUCAUGGCCUGCACUGAUGCAACAUGGAAGAUACAUGCAUCUGUCAUGUCCCAGUCUGUGCCAAAACCAAGCUGAAGGACCUCUGCCAGUGCCGGGAGGAAAAGGUCUUCAAUGUGGUGACACUUCUCCCUCCAGCUGGACCCACUGUGAGCCAUUGUCACUGGACUGACGGACUUUGCUGACCAGAGCAAAACUACUGACACGGAACAGCCGAGCAGGCCCCGCCGCAGCUCCUCUCACCAACGCGGCGCUGGGGCCCGCCGAGGCCUGGACUUGACUACUCAGAGCUGAGAGCAAUGAACUGGAAAGCAGAUCGCCUCCUGGCCUUUUAUUAUUGGAUUUCCAAAGCCCCUCUCCUUGACCGCAGCCAGAGCCGGCAGGAAACACAGCCCAGAGGAACAAAGAGAAACUGGGCAGUCUGGACACUCUGUGCUAGGACUGCCCCGAAGGAUAGCGGUGUCCUUCAGAGACCAGGAGACCAGCUCUAGCCCCAGCAGUUGUUGGCAGGAUGCAGAGGAGACACCUCUAACCCACCACUGGCACUCCAGCCUUGGACAAACCUGGAGAAACCCUGUAAAACCACAGCUUAGGAAGAAAGAAAGAAAGAAAGAAAGAAAGAAAGAAAGAAAGAAAGAAAGAAAGAAAGAAAGAAAGAAAAGCCAGCCAGC